Molecule: messenger RNA, 714 nt
Organism: Brettanomyces bruxellensis
Lineage: Eukaryota; Fungi; Ascomycota; Pichiomycetes; Pichiales; Pichiaceae
Exons: 1
Coding region: 1-714 (237 amino acids)
Biological process (GO): GPI anchor biosynthetic process
Cellular component (GO): endoplasmic reticulum membrane
Molecular function (GO): alpha-1,2-mannosyltransferase activity
Source: RefSeq, a predicted model, not a curated record
AUGAAAAGUGGAUAUUUGAAAACAACCCCAUUUCUGGCAUAUAUUUCAGGUCUCCUUUCACUCUCCAUCAUCCCACACCAAGAGCUUCGCUUUCUAAUCCCUAUUAUUCCAUUGGCAUGUUGUUGUGUUAAUUUAAAUGGCUCACCUCGUUUUGUGCAGUUAGUUAUCAGGCUUUGGCUCAUAUUCAAUGUUUUUAUGACAAUACUUAUGGGAUUUUUGCAUCAGGCUGGUCUUGUUGGCGCUACUAACUAUCUAGGAACAACGCUUGACAAUGAAAAUUCUGUCAAACCAUUUUCAUUGAUUUAUUGGAGAACUUACAAACCUCCAACAUGGUUGUUGAAAACAUAUCAGAAUACCUAUAACGGUACGGAUAGUAAUAUGGUGUUUUUCAAUAAGGAUGAAGAUGAUCUUUUAAACGCAGAUUAUUCCUUGAUAGAAGGUGAUUAUGUAGUGGAUUUUAUGGGAUUAGAAGCAGACAAGUUUAUUGAGACCGUUUCCAGAAUAGUGAAUACCAAUCCAAAUGAAAGAAGAUUAUAUCUCGUGGCUCCUGAUAACUCAAUGAUGAAUCUCGAAGAGAACGAAAAUGUCCGAUUCAACUUUAUCGAACUUUGGUCGACCAAAUGGCACUACGAUUUGGACCAUUUCGAACCCAAUAAGUUUGGAAUAAAAACUUUUACCCCUGGAAUUACAGUGUAUAAGUUGACACAGUAUUAA